UUUUAGGGUGCAGUAGUGAAAGGAAAAGAAAUGCCUGCUUGGAGCCGACAUCUCGGGCUUGAUGACGCUGAGGCGGAGAAGGUUGAGAAACGUGGAAGGUAUAUUGCUGUAAGAACAUUGGUUGGUGCUGCCGUGUACCCGUUAACACAUGUAAAAAUUCUCUUCCAGCUUGGUUAUGAACCAUUUCCUUUAGCACCUGGAAAAUUCUUAUGGUUCUUCCGCGAAGCUUAUUUUCUUCCAAAUGGUUUCAAAUAUGCCAAGAAAAUAUACAACCGUUUCGGACUACGCAAACUCUAUGCAGGCAUCGAUGCUUCUAUAGUUUCCCAGUUUACUUCCGGGUGUAUUGAUCUUGCAACGAAUGUUUACAUGGAUCGUCAUUAUUCCGAAAUUGGUGGAAAACCAAUUAACCUUGACAAAGAAGAAUCAGAGAUGAGUGAUACAGAAAGUGUGCGUCGUGUCUUACGUUUCGCUAUGCGUGAAAGUAUUUCUCGUACUGUUGCCGUCAUUUUUUCACGCCCAUUUACUGUGAUUAUGAUCAGGCAGAUAGCGCAAAUUGUGGGUGGUGAACUCAAGUAUCAUAAUGUGUUAUCCUCCUUACGAUUAGUCGGCGUUGAAGAGGGUCCGAAAGGAUUGUUUUCAGGUUUGAUUCCGCAACUGAUUGCGGAAUAUUUAUCAAUAUGGGGUAUACAUUUUGUACUUUUUGGUAUUGAACGUAUUACAUUGCGUGCUCAGCAAGAUGCCAUUCGUUCUAAUAACAAGGAAGAAGAGAAUUUCGUUGUUUCGACACGCAAAAUGCUACAUUUGAUUGCACCAGUAUUUGUGAACAGUUUCACAUAUCCAUUCCAGGUGGUGUCAACAGUGAUGGCAGUUGCGGGUUCGGGACUCGUCGUUUCGAUGUUGCCAUAUAGUCCGCCGUUUGCGAUGUGGCAGGAUGCUUAUGAUUAUCUGUUGCCAGUUAACGGAUUAAAACGAGGCUCGAGAAUAUUUUGGCGCGAGCAUAGUGGAGCUGUUAGCGUGGGUCCUGAUCAAGAGCUUUAUGCCGCCAAUAAGUAUUUCGUCUGAUGAAAAGAUCGACAGGUGCCACAGUUUUCUAAAAUUUGUGCGAUAUUUCCUUUAUGUUUAUACUGCAGCAUUUAUUAUUAGGUAUACUUACUGUCAGUGAAUAAUGUUGGCUGUUUUUUUUUGAAAUUGUAGGAGCUUAAGAUGCUGCUGGUGAUAGAUUUUUGUUUAGAUUUUUAUUCACAAAAAAAUCCACAUGCUCACUUCUUUGCUGUGUUCAGUUUCUGUGGUAAGAUUUUUAAGUAAUAAAGAUGAAAACACUUCGUAUAUUUCAAUUAUCCGUUGACGAUGAGUUGUUGCGAUAAACGAUAAAUGAUAACGAGAUCAAAUAGUGGUUUUACUGAAAAAAAAAAAAGCAAAGAAAGCUUCGAAGAAGUUAACCAUCCUUUGAUUUUCAAAAAUAUGAGCAGUUAGUGGUCUCUGUUUGGGACCA
Messenger RNA from Loa loa (African eye worm), 1492 nucleotides. RefSeq lists its product as hypothetical. NCBI's taxonomy places the organism in Eukaryota, Metazoa, Nematoda, Chromadorea, Rhabditida, Onchocercidae. The record is from RefSeq and is a predicted model, not a curated record. The transcript has 9 exons. Bases 31 to 1062 code for a protein of 343 amino acids.